CCUCGCUGCUCGCAAUGUUCGGCUCGCAGGCUCGCUCGUUCGGUCGGUGCGAUAAAUAUUUCAAUCGAUCAAGAUUUGUAUUCCUGUGAUUUAUAUAUGCGUGGGAACGUGAUCAUUGUGUUUAUUUGUCUAAACUAAUUUCGCUCAAAAUGGAAAUUCAAAACAUUAAAGUUAAGAAAAAGCCGUCUAAAAUUGAAGAAAUGACUAAGGAGCAAAUACGUGAAGCAAUUGUCAAAAAAAGAGAAUGCAACGCGAAAGCGCAAAUAAUUGUCGAAAGCCUCCUGGAGAAGGAUGUGACGGAGUCUUAUUUGUUACAAUGUCUGCCCGACAUCAAUCAGAGUCACUUUGAAGACAUCAUAGAGGAGAGGGCUAUCAUUCACCUUUGCGGUUACCCAAUAUGUCAAAACAGUCUUUCAGUAAAAGAUAUUCCUAAACAGAAAUACCGUAUUUCAAUGAAAACAAAUAAAGUUUAUGAUAUAACAGCACGAAAAAGCUUCUGCAGCAACAGCUGCUAUAAGGCUGCUACAUUUGUUAAAAAUCAAAUGUUGACAAGCCCCUUGUGGUUUAGAGAAUAUGAAGAAAUACCCACUUUCCAACUUGUUCCUUUAGACACAGCUGGCAGUUUAGGCCAAGAGGUAGAUGUGGCAUUAUUAGAGAAAAUUAAAGUGAAGUCAGAGAAAAACCAAUUUUCCUCUAUAAACGACUUUGCUACUGCCAGUCUUAAUGAAAUGACAGACACAGGAAGUGAACUCAACAAUAUUGAUGCUAAAGAAAUCAUUCAAAAUGUUGAUGGUAACAUGGAGAAUAGUAAAGACUCAUCAUUAACUGAUAGUAAUGUAAUCAAUAAUGAUCAUAUAGAAUUAUCCAAUGGACAGGAUAAUCAAAAUAAUGAUAUAAAUAAAGGAAAUCCCAAUGUCCACACAAAGAAACCCAAUCCAUCAAAUAUCGUUGGAGAUAUUGUAGAGAAACCAGAAAGAAAAAUUGACCCCAUAUUGGCUCAAACUCCUGAAAGCACACCUAAACCCCAGAACAAACCUAAAACUGUAAUAAAAAAGCGUCAACCAGUUGUAACAGCAUUAACCAUAGAAGUAGAGAAAUGUCUUGCUGAAUGGUUUACUCUAGAUACAACGCUAUUAUUAUUUGGAGAAGAAAAAGUUAAAGAAAUGGUGACUGACAAAGGGGAAUGCAUUAAAGAAUAUUUAAACAACUAUGCCAAUAGCAUAGCUCACAAUUCUAACACAUAUGAUCAAUACCAGGCCCUGUGCAAAAAGUUGAAUAUGCUUGAAUUAGAAGACAGGAGAUUUGAUGCCCAAACUUUGCAGAAGGAAACAAAACCUCUUCCUGACUACUCCAUGUUGCAGGAGGAAAGUAAAAGAAUUCAAUUGAAGGUCAAAGCUUUUUUUGCGGGUGAAACCAUAAUCCCCGAAAUUGAAAAAGAAGAGCGGAAAAAAUCUUCUUCAGAAGAGGAAAAUAAGAUAACACUGUUACCUCUUGUUGAUAGAAAUGCUCAAAAUGCUUUGAGAAGACGAAUUGUAUGUGAACAUUUGAACAAAGUUCUACCAGACUUACUUCGAUCUCUAGGUUUACUGAGUCUUACAAUAAGUUCUGAUGUACGUCUCCUUGUAAAUACAUUCAAAUUGAAAGCAAAUAAUAUAAUGUUUAAGCCUAUACAAUGGACAUUGAUCGCGAUUAUAGUAAUAAAGUUGUUGUCUCUCCGAGAUACUCGGCUAGCCUAUUCGCUGGAGCAACCCACGGCAUACCAACACUUACAACUGCUUCUUCUUAGUUAUAAACAAGAUGGAGGAUAUCUAGAGCGACUUAUAUCAUGGUUAACAGAUAUUGAUAGACUGUUAGAUACUAAUGAUGUACAAUUAACAAUAGAAUAGAUGAUAAUACUUUACAGGAAUAGUUAUAUUUUUAUUUACUAUAAUAUAUGAAAUUGUGAUAUAAAAAUAGGAUUACAAAAAUUA
Plodia interpunctella (Indianmeal moth) is the source of this 1970-nucleotide messenger RNA. RefSeq lists its product as uncharacterized. The transcript has a single exon. Lineage: Eukaryota; Metazoa; Arthropoda; Insecta; Lepidoptera; Pyralidae. Gene Ontology annotation, cellular component: cytoplasm; nucleus. Bases 150 to 1886 code for a protein of 578 amino acids. The record is from RefSeq and is a predicted model, not a curated record. Gene Ontology annotation, molecular function: RNA polymerase II CTD heptapeptide repeat phosphatase activity; RNA polymerase core enzyme binding.